CCUCCAUCUACGCUGCAAAGUCAUGAGUCAAAGGAGCGAUGUCGACAAUGCCGGCCUGGCCAAUGGUGUGGCCAGAAUGGAGCUACAGCCCUCAUCAGCGCCUUCGCAGGCUGGUCGUAAUGGUGCUGCACGCCGAGCAGAGCGCGACGAUCCCAUCGGCGAAGAUGAAGCAGACGAAGCAGGCCGACGCCCGAGACCUCGCGGGCCUGCCAAUCGUCGAGGAGGGGACGGCGUAGAGCGAGUCAAGGACGAGACGGGUCAGAAAGUGCAAGAGACUUUCAUCAGAUUCCUUGAGACUUUCACUCUUGACGACACCGAGCAGCAGCUCCGGACGGAUGAGAUACACCAGGGAGCUCGAGCCAUCUACAUCGAUCAGAUCCAGGCCUUGCGCGAGUUCGACCUCACGACGCUCUACGUCGACUUUUCGCACGUCCUUACUGCGGAGGAGGUCCUUGCACGCGCUGUAGCAGAGCAAUACUACCGGUUUCUGCCUUUUCUGAGGUUGUCACUGCAAGAGCUAGUCAAAAAGUGGAUACCCGACUAUCUCUACCUCAACAAUCAUCAGGCUAGCACCGUUGCAUCAGGUCUAGCGACGCGAGAAUUUCAGAUUGCCUUUUACAACUUGCCACUCGUGUCCGGUAUCCGCGACUUGCGAACUGACAAAAUUGGUCACCUGCUGUCCAUCUCAGGCACCGUCACACGGACCAGCGAAGUUAGACCGGAGCUGAUAUAUGGCACAUUUGUCUGUGCCGAAUGCAAGACAAUCGUCACAGAUGUCGAGCAGCAAUUCAAAUAUACCGAACCUAACAUGUGCCCGAAUAUACAAUGCCAGAAUCAGGCUAGAUGGACGCUCAGUAUCGAGCAAUCAAAGUUCAUGGACUGGCAAAAGGUUCGCAUCCAGGAGAACGCGAAUGAGAUCCCUACGGGCUCUAUGCCUAGAUCCCUUGAUGUCGUGCUGCGCGGCGAGAUCUGCGAAAAAGCAAAGGCUGGCGACAAGUGCGUCUUUACAGGCACCUUCAUCGUCGUGCCCGACGUGGCACAGCUCGGCCUGCCUGGCGUGAAUGCAGAGAUGACUCGCGAAGCCGCUCGCAGCGGCUCCGGCUCGCUCGGUGGAGCUGGUAUGGGCGUCACAGGCUUGCGCUCGCUCGGUGUCAAGGACUUGACAUACAAGACCGCUUUCCUGGCCUGCAUGUCACAAUCGGCAGAUGCACGAGCCAAUGCGUCGUCGACUGACGUGCGCUCGGAUUCCCAAGAGAGCCCGGAGCUCGCUCGAGAGGCUUUCUUGUCCACGCUGACGACAGCAGAAGUCGCCGAACUCGAGUCGAUGGUCAGCUCCGAGCAUAUCUACGCUCGCCUCGUCAACUCCAUCGCGCCGACCGUCUUUGGCCACGAGAUGAUCAAGAAGGGCAUCUUGCUGCAGCUCAUGGGCGGAGUACAUAAGCAGACGGCAGAAGGCACGCACCUUCGUGGCGAUCUCAAUGUCUGCAUCGUUGGUGACCCGAGUACAUCCAAAUCGCAAUUCCUGAAGUACGUCUGCGGCUUUCUGCCUCGUGCUGUCUACACGUCUGGGAAAGCGUCAUCUGCCGCUGGUCUGACGGCUGCUGUCGUCAAGGACGAGGAGAGCGGCGAAUUCACCAUCGAAGCAGGCGCGCUCAUGCUGGCAGAUAAUGGCAUCUGCGCGGUCGACGAGUUUGACAAGAUGGACCUGUCUGAUCAAGUCGCCAUUCACGAAGCGAUGGAGCAACAGACCAUUUCUAUAGCAAAGGCAGGCAUCCAAGCUACCCUCAAUGCGCGCACAUCGAUCCUCGCUGCUGCGAACCCAGUCCAAGGCCGGUAUAACCGCAAGAUCUCUUUGCGUGCGAAUGUGCAAAUGAGCGCGCCCAUCAUGUCUCGAUUUGAUCUCUUCUUCGUCGUCCUAGACGAGUGCAAUGAGGACACCGAUCUCAAGAUCGCCAACCAUAUCGUCAAUGUGCACCGCUAUCAAGACGCUGCCAUCGAGCCAGAGUUCUCUACAGAUGCUCUGCAACGCUACAUUCGCUACAGUCGAACGUUCAAUCCAAAGCUUACUCCAGCAGCCUCCGCUGUACUCGUCGAAAAGUAUCGCAUCUUGCGUCAAGAUGACUCGCAAGGGUUUGGCAAAAACUCUUAUCGCAUCACUGUGCGUCAGCUGGAGAGCAUGAUCCGUCUGAGCGAAGCUAUCGCGCGUGCCAAUUGCAUGGACGAGAUCACACCCAACUUUGUGCGAGAAGCAUACAAUUUGCUCAAACAGUCGAUCAUCCAUGUUGAACAAGACGACGUUGCCAUCGAAGAAGAGGAUGAAGAGACAGAGCAGCCAGCAGAUGAGCAGAUGCAGGAAGAUCCGCCCGAGGCCGAAUCGUCUCAAGCUCAGCCGGCGCCCUCGAGCCCUACGGGUGGACGUGGGCUACGUGCAGAUACCGAACCAGCGCCAAAGAAGAAGAUCACGAUCACGUAUGAGCGAUACAUGUCAAUCAUGAACCUGAUCAUCCUGCAUCUCUCUGAGCACGAGCGAGAGACUGGCGAGGGUCUGCCGCGGCCGGACGUCGUACAGUGGUAUCUCGAGCAGAAAGAGGACGAGAUCAACGACACAGAGGAACUCCAGCAAGAGCAAACUCUCAUCGAAAAGGUCAUCUCCAAACUUGUCAAGGAAAAGAAGCUAUUGGAGCUGCUUGGGCAAGGGCUUGCCUCUACUGACGGCACCGAAGCGUCUCUGGAAGUGCCGCAAUCGCUUCUGCUCGUUCAUCCGGAUUUCAGCCUGUAGUGUUUUGGUGUCUGUACGUACAUUGCAUAUUGGGGC
This is a messenger RNA of Mixia osmundae IAM 14324, 2815 nucleotides long. RefSeq lists its product as uncharacterized. Gene Ontology annotation, cellular component: MCM complex; nucleus. The record is from RefSeq and is a predicted model, not a curated record. Gene Ontology annotation, biological process: mitotic DNA replication; DNA replication initiation; double-strand break repair via break-induced replication. NCBI's taxonomy places the organism in Eukaryota, Fungi, Basidiomycota, Mixiomycetes, Mixiales, Mixiaceae. The transcript is spliced from 6 exons. Bases 23 to 2779 code for a protein of 918 amino acids. Gene Ontology annotation, molecular function: single-stranded DNA binding; ATP binding; single-stranded 3'-5' DNA helicase activity.